AUGGCUGACGCGACUAACGCUAACGACGAGCUGUACCCCAUCGCCGUGCUAAUCGACGAAUUAAAGCACGACGACGUACUUCUUCGCCUCAAUGCCAUCCACCGACUCUCGACCAUUGCUCUGGCCUUGGGCGCCGAGCGCACCCGUGAGGAGCUAAUCCCCUUCCUUGAUGAGUCUGUCGAGGAUGAGGAUGAGGUGCUCGUUGCCCUUAGUGAGGAGCUGGGCACCUUCAUCGAGUACGUGGGUGGUCCUCAGUGGGGUCACGUUCUACUCUCCCCGCUCGAAAACCUUGCCGCCAUAGAGGAGCCCGUUGUGAGAGAUAAGGCCGUGGAAUCGCUGAACAAGAUCUGCAACGAGCUCUCGCCUCAACAAGUCGAAGAGUACUUCAUCCCUCUCACAAUCCGCCUCUCCAAGGCCGACUGGUUCACGUCUAAAGUAUCGGGCUGCGGCCUGUACACGACACCGUAUUCCAAGGUCUCUCCGCCCAUCCAAGAACAGCUCCGGCAGCAGUUUGGCCAGCUGGUCCAUGAUGACACGCCUAUGGUGCGCCGCCAGGCGGCGACCAACCUCGCCAAGUUUGUCAAGGAAAUGCCUGCCGCGAUUGUUGUUGAAGAAAUGAUACCCAUGUUCCAGCACCUCGUUCAAGACGACCAAGACAGUGUCCGCCUACUCACAGUCGAGGUCUUGAUUUCCAUCGCAGAGGUGGUCCCCAAGGAGCAGCAGGCAAGUCACGGCGUCCUCCUGAGCUCGCUGCGUAGCUUGAUAGACGACAAGAGCUGGAGAGUCCGGUACAUGAUUGCGGACCGGUUUGAGAAGAUUGCCAAGGCGGUCGAUGAGGAGGUGGUUGCCAGGGAUCUGGUCCCUGCCUUUGUGAAGCUGCUCAAGGAUAACGAAGCCGAGGUGCGGACAGCUAUUGCUGGCCAGAUCCCUGGGUUUUGCGCCCUGGUAGACCGCAAGACCCUUCUCAACGACAUCAUGGUUACCGUCGAGAACCUGGUGUCGGACAGCUCCCAACACGUCCGUGCUGCUUUGGGGACACAGAUUAGCGGUCUGGCUCCCAUUCUGGGCAAGCAGGAGACUAUUGAUCACUUGUUACCAAUGUUCCUCCAGAUGCUUAAGGAUGAAUUUCCGGAGGUCAGGCUCCAUAUCAUUUCGAAACUGGAGCUGGUAAAUCAAGUGAUUGGAAUCGACCUGCUGGCGCAAUCGCUCCUCCCAGCUAUAGUGCAGCUCGCCGAGGACAAGCAGUGGCGCGUGCGGCUCGCUAUCAUCGGCCAUAUGCCCUUACUUGCCAGUCAGCUGGGUGUCGAGUUCUUCGACGAGAAGCUCAGCCAGCUCUGUAUGGGCUGGCUUGGUGAUACGGUCUUUUCGAUCCGAGAGGCGGCCACCCAUAACCUCAAGAAGCUUACCGAGGUCUUUGGUGUCGAAUGGGCGAGCGAGGCGAUCAUUCCCAAGGUCAUGGCUAUGGGAGCCCACCCUAAUUAUCUGUACAGGAUGACAACGUGCUUUGCCAUCAACACACUGGCCAGCGUCGUGACAAUCGACGUCAUCGCCAAGUCGAUUCUACCUAUGCUGGAGAAGCUGACAAGCGAUGACAUUCCCAACAUCCGCUUUAAUGUUGCAAAGACAUACUCCGUCUUGAUUGGGGUGUUGCGUCGGCUGCCGGACCAGGGCACCAUUUACACAUUGGAGCAGGCCAAGACUCCGUUCACACCGUCCCCCAGGGGGCAACAGCUGAUCGACGAGCGAAUCAUGCCCAGUCUAGAGAAGCUUCAGAAGGAUGACGACGUGGAUGUGCGGUAUUUCGCGACCACGGCGGCGGCAGCGGCGACGGGUGCGGUUGUAGGCGGUGGAGAGCCCAUGAACACAUCACCAUAA
Messenger RNA from Canariomyces notabilis, 1875 nucleotides. RefSeq names its product ARM repeat-containing protein. Gene Ontology annotation, cellular component: protein phosphatase type 2A complex; cytoplasm. Bases 1 to 1875 code for a protein of 624 amino acids. Gene Ontology annotation, molecular function: protein phosphatase regulator activity. The transcript is spliced from 7 exons. The record is from RefSeq and is a predicted model, not a curated record. NCBI's taxonomy places the organism in Eukaryota, Fungi, Ascomycota, Sordariomycetes, Sordariales, Chaetomiaceae. Gene Ontology annotation, biological process: protein dephosphorylation.